Molecule: messenger RNA, 474 nt
Organism: Brenthis ino (lesser marbled fritillary)
Lineage: Eukaryota; Metazoa; Arthropoda; Insecta; Lepidoptera; Nymphalidae
Source: the annotation of a GenBank genome assembly
AUGCCGGACACACUGUCGUUAUCAACUAGUCUGAGCUUGGGCCUGCUCGCUGGAAUUGUAUCUGGAGUGUGCUUCAUCUUCGCGAAUGGAUUGACGAGACCAAGUGAGGAACGGAAAAAGGCGAGAAGGCUAUGCAUAACUGCUAAAGAGGACCACAUAUGUCGUGGAUGUGGCGGCGACAAGUUUGGCGGCGUGGUUCCCUGCAUCUGUGAAAAGUACAAUCCUGUUAAAUUUGAAUCAGGCGCGUGGUUCUUGAAAAAAGUGCAACAAGCGCUCAGCCUUAUGCCGUGGUCAUUCAAUACAGAUAAAUUAGAACAAAUUGAUGAAGAAGAAUGUGACGCGCCUAGCUCGAGUGAAGGUCGCGGAGAUUUGCACAAUGUCAGAGAGUUCCUGGAAGCGAUAUCUGCUCGUCUCGCGGGGGGUCCUCUCGAGGGCACCAGAGUCGCACCGCUGUAUGACCAUCCAGCCUGUGAG